Vigna angularis (adzuki bean) is the source of this 1229-nucleotide messenger RNA. RefSeq lists its product as uncharacterized. Lineage: Eukaryota; Viridiplantae; Streptophyta; Magnoliopsida; Fabales; Fabaceae. The transcript has 3 exons. The record is from RefSeq and is a predicted model, not a curated record. Bases 76 to 888 code for a protein of 270 amino acids. Gene Ontology annotation, molecular function: protein binding.
AGGGAUUCGUCUCCACUUUUAGAAGUCAGGGAUUGAUCGCUCUUUCAACAGUCAACUUUUCAAUUUAUCAAAACCAUGAGAGCUUCUCUCAUCCGAACCGGGUCGCUGCCGAUCCAGAACCCGGUUUUCCACGGUUCACCUCAAUGUUCUCUCACGCGCCAAACCUCUUUACCCGGCGACAAGAACCACGCGAAAUUUUCCACGAUUUCAAUGCACUAUUCCCACUUCAACGCCCGCAGGGACGCACCUCAGAACGGGAUCAAGAGAGCCUCAUCGGAAGGUGCCCCCGAGAAUUUCGGCGUUCGCCGUAAUCUGAACCGCACCGGAUCGUACUCGCCCCCGCCCCCGCCGAUCAUACCUCACGAAGAACAAUUCUUCUGCGACGCCAAUUUACACAAGCCGAGCUACCUCGGGAUCCUACGGGAGGAUAUGGAAUCCGGAGGCGGCGACGGUGACGAUCACGGCGAUGCGACUGUCACAGGCGGAAACGAUGGCGAGAGGAUGAAAAUAGAUGCGUACUACGAAGAGAUGUUGAAGUCGAACCCGACGGACGCGCUUCUGCUGAGAAACUACGGCAAAUUCCUCCACGAGGUGGAGAAAGACGCGACGAGAGCAGAGGAAUAUUACGGAAGAGCGAUUCUCGCGAACCCUAGCGAUGGCGAAUUGCUUUCGCUGUACGGAGCGCUGAUAUGGGAAACGCAGCGAGACGAAGCGAGAGCCAAAUCUUACUUUGACCAAGCCAUUCACGCCGCUCCUGAUGAUUGCACUGUGCUGGGAUCGUACGCGCACUUCAUGUGGGAAGCGGAGGAGGAAGAGGAACUUAACGGAGGUGAACUUAACGGAGGUAUGACGGAGAAAACGGGGACGGAGAUGAUCGCUGCUAUAUAAUUAAGAGUGCCACCUGUUUGUUAGUAUAUAUAUAUUCCUAACUAGAGUUUAAUGUGAAGGUUACGUUACACGAAAACAAUAAAUGGUGUGGUUGUUUUGAUCUAUCAGACUACACUAGAAGAUCUAGAAGAUGAGAGACUGAACUGAAAGUGACACCUCGCUCAGUCUUUUUCGUUCUACUGGUUGUAACUUGUAACUUGUUUGUACAUGUAACUAUUUGCGGUAUUUUCUUAACAUUUAUCUUAUUAACUGUAUGCAGUUUUAAAAUUUUGUACAUAAACUGCAAAUUUUCGUUAUUAAAUCUUGGUGGCUGAUUAAUUAAUUGCAUCGAUUGUUGAUUU